Toxotes jaculatrix (banded archerfish) is the source of this 2986-nucleotide messenger RNA. It is a transcript of the gene pnpla2, whose product is annotated as patatin-like phospholipase domain containing 2. Gene Ontology annotation, cellular component: lipid droplet; membrane; cytoplasm. Gene Ontology annotation, biological process: triglyceride catabolic process; positive regulation of triglyceride catabolic process; lipid homeostasis. Gene Ontology annotation, molecular function: triacylglycerol lipase activity. The transcript is spliced from 9 exons. The record is from RefSeq and is a predicted model, not a curated record. NCBI's taxonomy places the organism in Eukaryota, Metazoa, Chordata, Actinopteri, Toxotidae. Bases 345 to 1886 code for a protein of 513 amino acids.
UUCACCAUGUCGCUAUUUAAAUAGCUUAGGACUGCUUUAGCUACACUUACUAACGGUGAUUCGGCUCAGCAUAAGGGAAUUCAAUUUCGCGACUUAACCUGCAACGAAAACAGUUAAUUCUACCGUUAGCUAGAGAGCUAAAAACAACUGGCAAAGGCAACAAGGCAAAGUUCGUUAUCCCAAUGACAGCAUGCAAAGAGACCUCUUCAACAAAAGGUGAACUGUGGUCAGUCCUAAAAUUAGUUCUUCUGUAGUCAUUAAUAUCAGUGAGUGAACUUUGCCUUACUGCUAGCCAACGACUUUAACAGCGACCACAGUCGACUUAGCUGCGGACGGUCACAGGUAUGUUUCCGUUAGACUCGCCGUGGAACAUCUCGUUUGCGGGUUGUGGCUUCCUCGGUAUCUACCACGUCGGUGUAGCCAGCUGUCUGCUGGAGCAGGCUCCUUUCCUGGUGCAAAACGCCAGGCACAUAUACGGGGCUUCAGCUGGGGCUCUCACUGCCACUGCUCUGGUCUCUGGAGUAUGUCUCGGAGAGGCUGGUGCAAGCAUCAUCGAUGUUGCCAAAGAGGCAAGAAAGCGAUUCCUUGGACCCAUGCAUCCUUCCUUCAAUCUGGUGAAGAUUGUGCGUCACAUGCUGCAGCGCACUCUGCCAGCUGAUAGUCACCAUCGGGCCAGUGGACGGUUAGGAAUCUCUCUCACCCGAGUGACAGAUGGAGAAAAUGUCCUGAUAUCUCACUACAACAGCAAGGAGGAGCUGGUGCAGGCAUGUGUCUGCAGUGCCUAUAUCCCAGUGUAUUGUGGCCUUAUUCCUCCUACACUGCAAGGAGUGCGAUAUGUUGAUGGAGGAAUCUCAGACAACCUGCCUCAGUAUGAGCUGAAAAACACCAUCACAGUGUCCCCUUUCUCUGGAGAGAGCGACAUAUGCCCCCGGGACACCUCGACCAACAUACAUGAGCUGCGAUUCACCAACACAAGCAUCCAGUUCACUCUCACCAACCUCUACAGAGUCUCCAGAGCGCUUUUCCCUCCAGACCCAAUGAUUAUGAAGGCCAUGUGUAAACAGGGAUACAAAGAUGCUCUGCACUUUUUGAAGAAGAAUGGAUUGCUUAAUUUCCAGGGACCUCUCAGAGACAGACCCCUGCUAGCUAAUGGAGAAGAAAAUGAGGAUUAUAAUGAGGAGGAGGAGGAGGACAAUAACAGUGACGAAGAAGACGAAAAGCCACAGAUGGAAGACAGAGCAGUGAUGGCUCAUUCCAAUUUCUCAUUAGAGGAGCACAUCAUCGAGCACCUUCCGCCGACCCUACACAAAGCUCUAGUUGAAGCCUGCAUGGAGAGGAGGAGCCUGGCGCAGUCGCUAGGCAACCUGCUUCCUGUCCGGAUGGCCUCAGCCAUGAUGCUUCCCUACACUCUCCCUCUGGAGUCUGCUAUGUCCUUGACUCUCAGACUUCUGGAGUGGCUGCCAGAUGUGCAGGAAGAUGUCGGGUGGAUUCGAGAGCAGAUGCUAAAAAUUCUGCAGCAUGUUCUUCGCCAGGCCUCCAAAAGCAUUUCUCAGCGUGUGUCUGCCAGGUUUUCCUGUCAGCUGGAGCUGCACCACUACCAGUCCCUCCCAUCCCAGUUUAGCUCCACCAGCCUGUUUCCCACCUGGGUGAAUGGGAGAAGCUCUUCAGUCCAGGAUGUCUUCAUGCGUCUCGAUCAAUACAAGAGACAGCUGCUGUCUGGAGUGCUGUGUAUCAACAUGGACCUGCAAGGCUCCUACCAAACUGGGCUGAAGUCACAGAAUAAGGAGUCAUCAUCCAUCCUCUCCACAGAGGGCCUCACAAUGCACAGAGAUUGUCUUAAUAUUCCACCAGGUGCCGACUCUGGAGACGCCACCAGCAGCUCCUAAGAGGUUUUGACAGGGUUCUGCAGCAGGUGCUGCAGCUCUGAGGUUCAAACGUACUUAUACCCCAGUGUUUAGAUACUUUUAAUAUACCAGGAAGGUAUUUGUAUUGUAAUCAGCCCAUUUGUAUAGUAGAGCUAAAUGGUAGUAACUUACCAUAUUUAUACUUACUGUGUUUUCAGUAUUUUUUCACUAAUGCAUGACAGUGAAAUAAGUCUCUAGCUACAGUAUAAUCAGGAAGGCUCUUAGACACUGAAUGUCUGGAGGCCUACAGAAGUGCAUUUAAACUUAGCACAUGCACCCAGUCAUGUAUGAACUUGAAUUACAGGAUGUUACAAACAAAAAUGCGCACUUGAAGUCGUAUGGUUAAAAUGGGAGAGUGUUCGUGUUUUUAGUGGAAUGCAGUCAGACCAGUAGCCAUAUCCAGUUAUGAAACUCUUUAAGUUGCUUCUGCUUCACAGGCAGUAAGGGACUGGAGAAGGGAAAACCUGUUUUUACAGGUAGUUACUCCAUUUAUUAUGUGCAAAUGUCAAUGCAUUGUUGUGAAAAGAAAAUCCAUUGUUUUUAUGUUUUUUGGGGGUUUACGUGAAUGUCAGUGUCUUAUGUCUUUAAAAGUAUUUAUAUGAGAGAUACAGAACUGGUUUGCUCUGUUUUCCUAAUCAUAGAAAUGUGUUACCUUCAUGUAUCAUCUUGAUUUACUUGUAUGUAAUUUAGAGCUCUUUUAGGUUUAAAUUUAAAUCUACAUUUUAUUGGAUUUCUGCUUUAAAAUCUUGUGAAUAAUUAUUUUUAAUGUUUUUACAGAUUAUUUAACACAUAUACAGUAAAUCAAAAUGUGAUUUUUGAUUAAUCCACGAAUCAGUUCAAUCUGAAUUGCACUUUCUCCUUUGAUGUCACUGUAUGAUAAUGAAUUAAGGUCCUAGGUAACAACCUACCUGCUUAAAUACUUCUCUUGUAUACUACAAGAAAUGCCAACUGUAUGAUCAAGCCCCAACUUGUGCCUUAAGCUUCAAUGAAACUGAAUUGCCAAGUGAAUUUAACAUAUUGUCGAAAUGUGGCAGGGAAUAAUAUUUAUGUAAUCAUGAAAUAAACUUGUAUUUUGUAACAUU